This is a messenger RNA of Caenorhabditis auriculariae, 3894 nucleotides long. The record is from the annotation of a GenBank genome assembly. NCBI's taxonomy places the organism in Eukaryota, Metazoa, Nematoda, Chromadorea, Rhabditida, Rhabditidae.
AUGGGUAGAUUUGGGCAAAUUUUCAAGGAUUUCUCGAAUUGGUCGACGGUAGCCGGCGUCCCACACAUCGCCAAUGCCAAUACCAAGGUAAUACUCAGAAUUUCGGUAAAAAUUUUGUCGCACUUGGAAUGGCUCCAAGCGUGGCGGUCGGAAAUGUCCAUGGACCGUUAUACCACUAGAUUGAUCCGAUUAGUGAACAUUUUUGCGGAAAAAGAGUCUUAGACAUUUCGGCAACUUUUUUUGUCAAGUUCCCGAUGAGUGGAGCUUGGCGCGUACGUCGUUUAUGGUCGGAUGCAUUUUCUCGCAGCCGUCACGCAUCGAGUUAAGUCAAAGAAAUUUGUGAUCGUACCUGAAAUUAACAAUCACAAACACUACCUUAGCGCAUCUCUUUUGGACAUGCGCUUUACGGUAGCUUAAAUGUGUCCCCAUGCCUCAGGACGCAAGCCACUUUUGGUCGGGUGAACUUUUCCGCAGCUGAGCCAUCCUAACUACAGCCAAAACCUUCCAAGAAGAAAAUUGAGUAUGAAAAUUCAAAAUGUGUUACAGAUCUCCCGGAUUUUCUGGAUCAUCGUGUUCCUCGUCAUGUUGGCCAUGUUCUGCUACGAGCUCUACAUCAUGAUCGCCAAGUACUUGUCAUUUCCAGCCGCCGUCACCACUGAUAUCCUGUUUGAGGAGCAAGUUUGAUUGCUUCAAAACAAGGAAAAUCUUCAAAUUUCUGUUUCUCAGGACUUUCCAGUGGUGACGAUCUGCAACUCGAACCCUUACAAGUACUCGGUUGUCCAAUCGAACUCGGCUUUCAACGAUAUCAACGAUCUGAUGACGAUUUACAAGCAAGCAGUGGCAGGAACAGCCAGCAAUGAUAAAUAUGGACUGUCGGUAGGUUGAAAUCAACAAGGAAGGUCAUUUUACUAUGUGGUUGGGAAUUUCCUGAAAGUUUACCAGAUCAAUCUUCGAUGUACUAAAAGUUGAUCCUAGGAGUCUCAACCUUCAUAACUUCCAAGUUUUUGAGUUUAAGGUUCAUAGCCCCAAAAAAGCUCAUUUUAACCGAUUCGAGGUUUUUCUUUGACUUUGAGGCGUCCCUUCUCAAAAAAUAUGAAGUUGUACAGGUUGAGACCCUCGGGGACUUUACCUGGUUCAUCAAGGAGUUUUCUGACCGAUUAUUAGUGAAUUCCCAACCGCAAAGUAAAAGGAUUUUCCUCGUUAAGAUAUUUUUUCCAUUUUCAAACUUGCUCCCUAAAGCAAAAACCUACUGAAAUUAAGCUUUAAAAAAGUUUUUCCUUUACGGAAAGAAAAAUUUUUGAAAAUUAGGAGUAUUCAACAAAUAACCAGGAUUGAAUACAUUUAAAAGAAGAUGAUGAAAAAUGAAAAAAAUUGGACUCAAUUAACGAAACUUUUUUUCGUAAUUCCAGUUUUUAGGAUGAGAAACGAGUUGAGUGACCCAAAUUUUUUCCUUUUUUUAUCAAAACAAAACUUUUUCAGAAACUAGAGCAAAACUGCGAUAUAACCACAUAAAAUUUCUUUCAGAAGAAAAUUUUCAAAUAUUAUCAAGAGGAGCUGAAGUUUAGAGUAGAUUUCUCAUUUCUCAAUUAUUUUUUGAACGUAUUCCAUCCCGGUCAUUAUUAAACACGUUCAACGUUUUUUUCACAAUUCUGAACGUUUUUUGCGCUUCAAAAGCACUGAAAGGCUUGUUUUUAAUUUUCACAAACUUUCCAACCUCAGAACAGGAUGUUUCCUAUUCUACCUCGUAAUCAAAAUCCUAUGACUCAGAGCUCAUACUUACUAUGCCAAUCCUUCCGGAUCGUUUCCCAUCCGCAUUUUUGCCAAAAAAAAGUCUGCCUUUGCAACAAUCCAGGCGUUGUCUUAUCAUUCGCCUACGUAAAAUACAGUAACCCGUGACUAAGAAGUUAAACUCCCGUGAUUCCGCUUCAGUGAACAAAUUGAAAGUAUGCAAAACUAUUAAUCAUCCAGUAAAACUUCCAAAAAAAGGAAAAAAAACAGGUAUAAUGUUUGUAUUUUUUGGGAAUGAUAGGCAAAAAGGUGAGAAUUAUUCAUCUGGACUUUCCCAGGAUUUGUCAAAAUACUAGAUUCAAAAAAAAUUCGAGUUAACCUUUUGGGAGGUAAAGUUUAUUCAAAAGAAGUGCUAACAUAAGACUUGGAAAAAACCGAACAAAAAUAGACAAAAAAAAAUCAGUUCAUUUUUUUUUAACGUGAAAUGGGGUCAAAGCGGUGCGGACCUAAUUUGGCUAUUGCCACGACACGGAAGCCGCUUUUGGUGGUGGAGCUUUGGGAAAACCUUUCCACGUGUAACAAUACACUUCUCCGUUGAGUAGGAUGAAUCGUGUCAAGUACGGUGUCUUAUAAACUUUUUAAACAAAGGUUCCCGUCAAAAGCAGUUUCCAAAGUCCUUCUUCAUUAUAAAUCAUGAAAUCGGAUCCUUUCCCUUCAGAAAACCAUGAGCGAGCCCUACGACCGUGAUUCCUUGGCCGACGACGCCUUAGUUCUACUCUCAGCUCAGAUGACCGACUCGGCCAAGGCUCCAGCGCUUUACACCUACCAGGACCUUAUUCAAGACUGUACCUUUUCUGGGAAACAGUGCUCCGCGUCAGUCUCUACCAAUAUAACCCUUCUACUCUUCAGAAAUAUAUUUUUAGUGUUUUCUCAGAGCAAAAGUCCCCAUGAGGCUUUUGGCGAGGAAAAGUUCAAGUCAGGAUUGCAAAAACCGUUAUCUUGGGAAUUCCUCUAAAAAUAAACCUUUUUUAUCGCAUGACUAGCCAUUGGUUAAAGUUCUAAAAGCGCAGAAACUGUAUUACUUUCCGUUCAAACUCCGAACAACUAAAUCGGGUUACUCUGCUACUAAAUUACAAGGGGACUUUUGAAUGAGACGGAUAAGAGCCCUUUUCUCACUGAUUCUGAGAAAAUAUUAAAAAUGGCCUCUAAGAAAGGUGACCUCUCAAAGUUGUACUAUAGGCUCAAAAAUGUUUUCUUCUUUUUCAAAUCUCAUAGCGUGAAGCUUUUAUAGACCUUCCGCUUCAAAAACUUGACUUUAUUUAUUUUUUUCGGUUUCUAUUUCAUGACAUUCUCCAUGCUUUUUUCCUCGCUACUAUCACUAAACUUUCAAAAAGGUAUAGCUUUCCUCACACAAAUCCUAGAUAGAUUGCGAGCACAGAUUCUGAAUCACAGAACUGUAUUUAGAAGUGACUUCACGAUGUACGUGGACCCGGUCUACGGAGCUUGUUUUUCAUUCAACGAGGACAAGUCUUUGAACUAUUCUACCAAUCGAGAAGGUAUCCAGUACGGCUUGAAGCUGAUGCUGACCGUUUCGGUGAGAAGUUUAGGAAAAUGUUAGAAAUCGGAUGAUUUCCAGCAAUCGACCCCUUCUGGAAUCAACGACUACCUUCCUACGACGCACAUGGCCGGAGCCCGUCUCACUGUCAAUUCUCGAGGUGGGCGGCCGAGUCUGGAGGCCAAUGGAAUCGACGCCGGAGUCGGGUUCCAGACCGCCGUCGCCAUUGUUCUGGUUAGAUGUUACUUUUUAAUAUAUCAGGAAAAGUGUGCUCUAACGAAAAAAAUAGCGGAAAUAAUACUCCCUCGGACCUCGGACCUCGGUAACGCUAACAGGACUUUCAGGUCAUUUCUAGUGACUACUUUCAUAGAAACGUUCUAGGUCCGAGCAGAAACUUUGAAAGGCAGGAUAUUUGAUAGAAGUAGUUAUACGUGAAUAUUUGGGCCCAUUGAGUGACCAUUUAAGAGGUGUUAGAGCCUUUCAGCGUUAAUGAACUAUUGCAGUAUAGUAUGUUCGAACAAAUAUGCAUUGAAUCUUUAAAGAGCAUAUAUUUCUAGAUAUAGAGCCAUUUUCAAUGUGAAACCGAUAGUUUUGAAAUUCAGCAGGCUUGA